Patella vulgata (common limpet) is the source of this 4090-nucleotide messenger RNA. RefSeq lists its product as uncharacterized. The transcript has 12 exons. Gene Ontology annotation, molecular function: transmembrane transporter activity. The record is from RefSeq and is a predicted model, not a curated record. NCBI's taxonomy places the organism in Eukaryota, Metazoa, Mollusca, Gastropoda, Patellidae. The coding region runs from base 175 to 1635 and encodes 486 amino acids. Gene Ontology annotation, biological process: transmembrane transport.
UAAAAUCGUUAGUAUCAUGGAUUGGCUUGAAUGAAAGAGUAACUGGUAGGCCUAUAUAAUGUUGAUCUGUAUAUACGUGAAUAGCUAGAUACAGAUAAAGAAAUAUGCUUGCCUUCCAAUAAUCAGUUACUAAAAUGAUGGUAAUAUUAAUCUGGCGGAGUUGAACAUAUAUAAAUGGCAAAGUACUUCUCCAAGAGAUGGGGUACUCUCGCAGGAGGCUUCUUGAUACAAAUGGCAACAUGUAUUCCUUUUUUAUUUGGCAAUUUAUCAACUUAUUUUAUAUCUCUUAUGCAUCGAUCUGGAUUUUUUGACGUUUCUCAAAUCGGUGAUGAUACAUGGAUACUGGGAUUAUUUAAUGGCAUCCUGUUUAUUGCUAUGCUUAUUACUGAGUUAAUUGUUGGUCGGGUUGGUUAUAGAAUUACUUUGGUAACAGCAAACGUAAUUUUCUCGUGUGGAUGUCUGUUUACAUAUUUUACAAUACAACAUUCUAUAUGGAUGACGUCACUAACCUUUGGUCUUAUCUGUGGAUUUGGUGCUGGUAUUUCAAUUGUAACAACUCUAGACUUAGCCUCAAGGUGGUUCCCUUCCUGUGUGACUACUGUGUGUGGUGUAUUAAUAGCAGGAUUUAGUUUUGGUGGUUUGGUGUGGAACUGGAUGUUAUCACAUUUUGUUAAUCCAGAUAAUCUUACACCUAAUCAACAUCUGGGUUAUAUACGAGUUUUUAACCAAACUGAGAUAUUAGAUAGAGUGCCCAAAAUGUUUUUAUUGCUAGGAACAUUAACAUCAGUAUUACAGUUUAUAGGUAUCGCUCUAGCAUUUACACCACCAUCUGUUAAUUAUGAAGAUAUAAAUCUACACGAGUUAAACAAUGAUAGCACUGGUGCUCCCCAAGAAACUCAAAAGUCCCUCUCCUCAAUGGAACAAAGUAAGGAUGGUAGAUGCGAGUAUACGCCACUACAAGUAUUGAAAGACCCAGGAGCUUAUAUUCAAUGGAUUACAGUAUUUACAACUCUUGUAUGUCUGCUUGGCGUACAAGUUUCAUACAAGAGUUUCGGUCAGACUUUUAUUCGAAAUGAUCAUUUUAUAGCUUAUAUAGGAGGUACUGCAGCUAUGGUGUCAUCUAUAUACAAGAUAGUAAUAGCAAUUCUAGCAGAUAAUAUUAGCAUUAAGCUACUGCACAUCGUAGCCUUAUUGAUUGGUUGUAUAUUUAUAACAACCCUUCAUCAAACAAUGGAUAUGGGAGAUGGAUGGUUCUUUCUAUGGAUAGUUAUAUUAGAAAGUACCUUAUCAACGCCAUUAGUAUUUGCGCCUAGUAUUGUACAGUAUACGUAUGGCACUACCCAUUUCAAAUCAAACUUUUCACUCAUUUGGUCUGCUGCAUCUUUGUCGGGCUUAGGUGGUCCCAUAUUGUUAGGCGGAGUUUUGAAGUCAAUGGGAUGGACCACUAUGUAUUACAUUUUGAGCGGAGUGUGCGGCAUAGGGUUCCUUGCUUCCAUUUUCACCAGAAUUCCAUUAUUUAUUAAAAAGCCAUCAUCACCUGCUCCAACUGCAGAACUAUCUACAACAGAACUAUCUACACCUGAAACAAACCCCAAUACACCUGGACAAAUAUCUGCCACUGGUUCACCGGAAUAAGUCGCAAAUAACCUAUAGUGUAAAUUAACUCCAAUUAAUGCUGUUUGUGCUGUUUUACAUUUUUACAUGCUGCAGGUUUUUCUCAGUUCCAUAGAAUGAGUUUGUCUUUGUUUGGGGUUGGGGUUCGGACUUUAUUUUUGUCAUUUGCUGAUUUUGUGUGUGGUUUGUUUUUUUUUUAGAAAGGACGGCGUAUUUGGGGGGGGGGGGGGGUAAUGAUCGUGGAUCUGUGUAUUGUAUAUGGGAUAGCAUAUUAUUAUUAUUAUUUAUUUUUUGCGUGGAAUGUUGACGGUUCAGAGGGGCGGGUACUUAUCUUCCUUGUUGGGUUGUUGUACACAUUUAUUUAAUUAUUAAUGUUUACUAUUUAUGCGUGUAUAUAUACUAUUCAAAAAAAGUAGGGGAUAUUUGAUUUUUAAGUGUUAUUAAAGUCACCUAAUGAAACUGACGAAGAAACAAAUGACAAAAUGAAAUGAAGUUCACAUUCAUCGAUUUAUUCCAAAUGAUCGUUAGACUAAGUAAGGCACAGACUGACCAUUAUAAGGGUAAAAUGAUACCCGGGGUCAAACAGCAAAGUUACCACAGCAUCACAACCAAGUCAGUAACGGGUAAAUCCUCCUCUGUUUGCCAAACAAGCAUUGAUCCGACGUGGCAUACUCCUAAUGAGACGUCUAAGGUCAUUUUGGUCCAGAUUGUCCCAUUCCUGUUGCAACGCAGCAGCAAGUUCUUGGACAUUGGCAGGACGUUGUUGACGUUGACGUAACCUCUGUCCAAGCAUGUCCCAGACAUGCUCGAUGGGGGAGAGGUCGGGACUCAGUGCUGGCUAAGGUAAUGUGGUGAUGUUCUGUUGUUGGAGGUAACCUGUAACGAUCCUGGCCCUGUGACAUCUUGCGUUGUCAUCCUGGAAGAUGAAACGGCGGCCAUGACGUCGUGCGAACGGCACAACAUGGACUGCCAAGAUGUUGUCCCGGUAGUACUGGCCUGUAACACGCCCUGCAACAACAUGUAAAGCCGUUCUUCCAGCAACAGUGAUGCCUCCCCACACCAUAACAGAACCACCCCCAAAUCGAUCAUGUCUGAUGACGUUAACGUCUUGGAAGCGCUCGUUUCGACGACGCCAAACCCUCCUACGUCUGUACAAAAAAUCAACAGUGAACCUUGACUCAUCUGAAAACAUCACAUUGCUCCAGCGUCGAUUAUCCCAGUGUUGACGAUCCCUACACCAACGACGUCUUGCCUGAAUGUGAUGAUCUCUCAAACAAGGGAUCACGCGAGGACGUCGGGCGCGAAGGUGACCCCUUUGCAGUCGAUUCCGAAUCGUCUGGCCACUCACUCUCACACCAGUGUCUGUUUGAAGACGAGCGCUGAUCUGAUUUGCUGUGAUGACACGAUUUCUCAAGGCCAAGGUACGGAUAAAUCGAUCCUGGGCUUGAGUUGUCGCCCUUGGUCGACCUGAGCGUGGUCUGUCCUGUACAGAUUGUGUAUCACGGUAUCUGGACCAUAGCCUGCUUAUGACAGACUGAGAAACAUUCAUCGUCCGCACCACAACCGCCUGUGUUGUGCCGAUCUGUAGCAUGCCAAGGGCACGUAACCUUUCAUUUUGGGUAAGCCGACGCAUAUCAAAAUUUGUUUUCUGGUCACUAAAACAAUUAAACUGAUGUUUCCACCCUGGAAUUCAAUGCCACAAUGACUGUAACAUUCAAAGUCAGAGUCGUGCAAAUCUUGGGUUGGACCCCCUUGAUGAUCCCAAGCAUCACCUGCAUUCCAUGCGGUAGCUAUUGGUGCGUUUGGGCGUCACAUGUAACUGGAAAUGUUUCUUCUGUUAGGUUCUAUAGUGACUUUUUUCGUAGUCAUUUGCAUAUUUUAGUAUUAUGCCCCCAAAAUCAAAUAUCCCCUACUUUUUUUGAAUAGUAUAUUUAAAUAUGUUCAAUUCAUUUUCUUCCACUUUUUAAUAAAGUUCAAAUUGUUUGAAAAAAAAACAGUUCAUGGUCAACUCUCGUCGAACUAGACAGCGUAUAUUAACAUACGUUCAAAUAUUGACUGCCAUUUUUCAUUAAAGUUGAUGGUUCACAGCUAUAACGAUGGGUGGCUACUAGAAUCAAAUUUUCUAUGCGCGUCCAUUCUAAUAUAGUUAAACUUAAAUAUAAGUUACCAGACAAAGAAACGUGCAUACACAACAGCUAAGUCGUCCAUGCUACUACAAGCAUUAAUUUGUCAAUCUUUAUACGUAAAUAUAUACCGAAUAAUUUGAUUUGUAUUAAUAAUUCAUUGAUACCCUGCAAAGGGACAUGGGUGAAAGCCAUUUAAUCUACAUUAUAUAUCAAGGAACCAAUGAGAUGUGGAGCAGAGGUGAUGGCAUCUGCUACACUAAAAUCUACUUUAUCGACAUCCCGGUAUUUUGUUUCAUUCGAGUAACCAAUUAUAGCUUGACCAGGCAUAAAUAAAGGUCUUUUAAACAUUG